Messenger RNA from Zychaea mexicana, 1023 nucleotides. RefSeq lists its product as uncharacterized. The annotation marks the transcript as partial. Lineage: Eukaryota; Fungi; Mucoromycota; Mucoromycetes; Mucorales; Lichtheimiaceae. The transcript has a single exon. The record is from RefSeq and is a predicted model, not a curated record.
GUGUCUUGGCAUGAUGAAUUUACACAAUUUUUCGAUGGAAUAGGCUUGACGGAAACCAGCAAAUGUUUCAAUGCUGAACUCAUUGUGCUGUCACGGAACCACCUUGAACGAUUACCGCUGGAACUUGAAAAACUUGUUGAACGAUUACUCCAAUCACUUGAACAACAUGUCAAUGUCAAAGAAAAAGAAGAAGAAGAAUCAAAUUUAGCAAAAAACGAUAAUAAAACUGAACCAGCGCAACAUUCUGAUGAGCAAGAAUCGAAGCUCUUAUUCUCCAAGAAGCGGAAACGACAAGACGACGACGGCAGUGGCACAGACGAAAGAGACGAACAAGAUCGUAUUCAACAACAUAUGGACAGUGACCAAAUCCAAAUUCGUGCAACGAACGAUGAAAUACAACAGCGGAUACAGACGUUUAUUCAAGCCAAACAAGCCGAAGUGGAUGCUAGCAACCGCACAGAAUUCCUAAACCGUGUGGAUCCAACCAGCGCGGAUGUAACAUGUGCACGUGCGGACGCGCGAGAAAUCAACCGCAAUAUCCAGAUGAAGUUUGACAUUGUCAACAACGAAGACGGACCAUUGGCACGAUCGCUCAUGUCGUCGCACGAGCACGUCCAAGUAUCGACAGCAGCAGCAGCAGCAGCAGGGGAUCAGACAGCAGCGAGUGACGAGCGGAUACGCAACAUUGAACAACAUCUGAACGUAACAUUCGACGACCAUGCCAUACCUCCUUUCUCUCUGCACGAGCGGAUCAAGAUUUUGGAAAAUACGUUGAUGGAUAUCGAGAGAGAGCAUCCGAAAUGGGCGGCAGUGCAUUUCCAGCAACCCAAUCGCAAGUUUCCGCCACCGCCGGCAGCGACCUAUAUCAUGCGUCCAGAUGAAAGCAAGGGUCAGUAUGUAGCAACACAACAGCCGCCGCAACCUCCACCGACGAUUCCCGGAUAUCCUUCAAUGAAGACCACCGGUAGAGCCAACUCAUCCUUAACCCGUGCAGUACUAGAGCAGCUGAAUCGGCAACGGCAG